Penicillium atrosanguineum is the source of this 1845-nucleotide messenger RNA. Its product is annotated as putative mRNA cleavage factor complex component Pcf11. Gene Ontology annotation, molecular function: RNA polymerase II complex binding; mRNA binding. Lineage: Eukaryota; Fungi; Ascomycota; Eurotiomycetes; Eurotiales; Aspergillaceae. The coding region runs from base 1 to 1845 and encodes 614 amino acids. Gene Ontology annotation, biological process: termination of RNA polymerase II transcription. The transcript has 5 exons. The record is from RefSeq and is a predicted model, not a curated record. Gene Ontology annotation, cellular component: mRNA cleavage factor complex; cytoplasm.
AUGUCUGGACUGGUAUCCGAUGAGGUCGCCGAGGACUACAAGAACAACUUGGAAGACCUCACUACCAACGAUCGAUUUCAAAUCAGCAACUUGACCGUGAUCGCCAAGGAGAAUACGGAACAUGCGAUGGCCAUCUCGAGGGUCUUGGAGAAUCACAUACGAACAACACCGCCGCCGCAGAAGCUGCCGGCUCUGUAUGUAGUCGAUUCCAUCGUCAAGAACGUUGGAACCCCCUACACCCUCUUCCUGGGACGGAACAUGUAUCAGACCUUCAUGAAUGCGUACUCCCUGGUUGACCAACAGACACGUCGCAAGCUCGAUGAGAUGCUCAGGACAUGGAAGGAGCCUGUUCCGGGCUCCUUGGAUACAAGACCAGUCUUCUCCCCGGAUAUCACUCGAAACAUCGAAAACGCUUUGAUCAAAGCACGCACCGCCAUUCUUGAGAACCAGAAAGUCCGCCAGCCGGAUAUUCGCGGUCGCAGCAGUGCCACUCCAACUAGAUGGAACCCUACACCUCCACAUGGCACGCGGCCGAACCAUCCUGUCGCCGGUAACGGGGCAUUCAACACACCGACUCCGCCUUAUGGCCAUCGCCCAGAUAUCCAGCUAGAAUCACUUAAUAGGGACCUGGAGGCGCUGAUUGGCUCGGCCAGGAACGACUUUGCCAAUAGUCCCUUUAAUCCAACCUCUCAACAGCGCCUGAAGGCACUACUUGAUCUCCAGCGAAUUUUGCAAAGCCAACAGCUUCCUCCAGAUCAGUUGAAAACUGUCCGCGAUCAGCUCGCUACAUAUGCGGUCCCGCAAGCUCCCGCUCAAGAGAAUGCUGCCCCUGUCCCGGCACACCCAAUUCCAGUGGCUACACCCCCCACAUUACCUGCUUCACAACCGCUGCAGCACAUGUUGAACCCUGAUAUACUCGCAGGGCUCCUCAAAGCAACGGCUGGUAAUCAACAGCCGACACCUCCGCCGCAGUUCGCCCCAGGCUCUUUCAAUAUCUCUCAAAUGCCAACCGCCAGCACCCCACAGCCUGCCGAAAAUCCCCUGAUUGUGGCCCUUAGAGCCCGUGGCCUGCUUCCUUCUGCCUCUGCGCCGCCGUCCUUGGCCUCUGGAACACCACCAACCGGAGGUUCCCUUCCAUUUAUGAUUCCUGGUCAAGCACAAUCUACACCUCCCCCUGCGACACCGCAAAUAUCAAUGUCGUCUUCGUCCACGGUACCUAUGAGCACCGCAUCUAUGAAAAUCCCUCGAAUCACUCUUGUCGUUUCGCUUUAUGAGGCGAAGUCUAACAAAUGUGGCACUUGUGGCCGCCGCUUCCCUACUACGGACGAAGGCCGGGAAAAGAAAGCCCGUCAUCUGGAUUGGCACUUCAAGACCAACCAGCGUAUGGCUGAUGCUGCUAAGCGAGCUCAGACCCGCAGCUGGUAUGUCGACGAAAGGGAUUGGAUCAAAUCCAGAGAGCCCAGUGAUGACCAAAACCCGGACGACACCGAGGCCACAGCCGAAGGAUCUGCGGGAGCAGAUGGAGGUUCCAAGCAAGGACCACCCAAGCCCUGGAUUCGGGCUCCAAAUGAAGCCACUCUCCGAAAUACCCCCUGUCCCAUCUGCCAGGAGAAAUUCGAGUCUACGUGGUCAGAGGAUGUGCAAGACUGGAUUUGGCAAGACGCAGCUAAGGUCGGCAAUCGUGUUUAUCAUGCCAGUUGCUAUGCCGAGGUGACCAAGGACGGUCCGGCGCCGCGGGCCUCCACACCGCAAGCGCGGACUGGUACGCCUGACUCAGUGCUGGGAAAGCGAAAGGCAGAGGGGGAAUCUCCAGGACAGAAAGUGCGAGUCAAGACGGAACAGUGA